Molecule: messenger RNA, 639 nt
Organism: Fusarium oxysporum Fo47
Lineage: Eukaryota; Fungi; Ascomycota; Sordariomycetes; Hypocreales; Nectriaceae
Exons: 7
Coding region: 1-639 (212 amino acids)
Source: RefSeq, a predicted model, not a curated record
AUGCCAAUUCGCAUGAAACGCUUGAGUCGAAGUGAUCCAAACUACAAGGAUCAUGAGUUCAAGUUCUAUCAUUCAUGGUGCCACGAUGAGAAAAGUGCCAAGGUCAAGUCAAUCUACUUAGCCAGUCGAGACGAUAUCGACAAGUCUUAUCGGGGACAGCGCUUUUUCACAUAUCUGAAUGGUGGAAGUUAUAAGAGGUUGUAUCAUGGUACCUCGCGUGCAUGUCACAUUGGAGAGUCGGGCAAUGAUCUGAAGCUCUGUCACGACGAUGAUUGUGGCACAUGCGGCAUACUCAGGCAGUCAUUCAAACUGAAAUAUGCCGAUGACGAGGGAAUGUUUGGUCCCGGCAUUUACUCUACACCAAAUUCUUCAAAAGCAGACGUCUACGUGAAGAACCACUAUAUCAGCUCAAACCUCCACGCUAUGCUUAUUUGCUACGUCGUGGCGAGCAAACCUCAGCGCAAAUUGCUAGCAGACCACGACAUCACCAGGCCCUCUCGUGGCUUCAACUGUGUCGAGGGCGUUACUAUCAAUAACGGGGGGUCGCUUCAAUACCCAGAGUUUGUUGUAUAUCGGGAGGAUGCAAUUGUUCCAGUUGGACUCAUCAUGUAUACUCGGAAGGGUUGGGAGCCAUUAUGA